AUCACAAGGGAUUUAAUGAGCUCCAGACUGAAAAUCAUAAUAAAAGGAGAAGAGUAUUCUUCGCCUACAAACACAUUUUAAAUGGUGGUUCUGUAGCGCUCCAGGUGCAGCAGCAGGAUGAGGAUCCGGCUGCAGGGUCCCGGCCACGCUGCCGGCCUCCUCGCUGAGCUCAACCGCUGCCGCCAAUUACGCCAGUACUGCGAUGUGUUCCUGCAGGUCGGCAACCGCACGUUCGCAGCCCACCGUGCCGUGCUGGCCUGCGCCGGGUCCUACUUCCGUAACCUGUUCACCCGGGCUCCGGCCACGUCCUCCGCCGCCUUCUCUCUGGAGUUCAUCUCCCCGGCUAACUUUGAGAGGGUGCUGACGUUCGUCUACACGGGGGAGAUCCUCACCGACCUCAUCGAUGUGGGGGUGCUGUACGAGCUGGCUGAGAGGCUGGGUGUGAACGAGCUGAUGAAGGCUUGUCACUCCACCUUCCCUGACCUGCAGGCCUCUGUGUCUGUGAAGGCAGGGAGUCCCGGGGAGCUGGACUCAGGCAUGGUCUCUGCUGCUGCUGCUGCGUCCACAGGUGUCUCCGCCUCCUCCGUCUGCUCCUCGGCCGCCUCCUGUUCCUCUCUGUCCUCAUCAGCAGGUCCAUCUGCCGCCCCGACCCCCGCCGCGGCCCCCCCCUCGCCUCUCUUCCAACCCAGGGCCAGCCGUGAGGCUCACACUGGGACUGCGUCUCUGCACCUGAAGGCAGAAGACAUGGAUUCUCAUAUCGGCUACGGGCAGAUCUCAGCGGAUCCACCGGGAGGACACAGUCUUUUAACCGGCAGCCAGUCCAGUGAGGACGUGCUGCCUCCGGUGCUCCAGCUGAAGAUGGAGCAGGGGGUGGAGGAAGAGGAGGCAGAAGGCAGCUGUGAGGACGCAGGUGGACGAAGGGUUUCUGAGAGCGCAGGAAGCUCUCACAGAAACCACGCUGCGUCGUCUGACUCCUGCUCCUUCCCAGACUCCUCAGCUCAGAUCGGAGCGGAGGCCUCAUCCUCCUUGUCCUCAGGAGACCCUCUGAGAGACCCUCUGAGCGACCCUCUGAGAGACCCUCUGAGCGGCCUGCAGGUGGGGCCGGUGGAGGGCAGCGUGGUGGAGCUGCAGAGGGACGGCAGGUUGAUGUUGUUUGGGGAGGUGGAGGAGGGGGAGCAGAGGGAGGCUCUGAAGGGGAGUAUGGAGGGGACAGAGGAGGAGCAGUGGAGACAGCUGGCGGGAGAGAUCAUCGAGCUGAGCGACGACGAGAACUUCAUGGAGGACGGUGAGGAGGAGGAGGAUGAAGAUGAAGAUGACCUGGUGUAUGUGGAGAACGGAGAGGGCAGCCAGGUAAUAAAACACUGA
Molecule: messenger RNA, 1365 nt
Organism: Notothenia coriiceps (black rockcod)
Lineage: Eukaryota; Metazoa; Chordata; Actinopteri; Perciformes; Nototheniidae
Gene: zbtb39
Product: zinc finger and BTB domain containing 39
Exons: 2
Coding region: 118-1365 (415 amino acids)
Biological process (GO): regulation of transcription by RNA polymerase II
Molecular function (GO): RNA polymerase II cis-regulatory region sequence-specific DNA binding; protein binding; DNA-binding transcription factor activity, RNA polymerase II-specific
Source: RefSeq, a predicted model, not a curated record